GUGUCAUCUGAGCGUCGGCGGGGAAACGGCGCCACCCAACCGUCGAUGCAAGAAACGACACAGAGGCGGGCAGUGCGGCCCCACAGCGGCCCCUACUGGAGGAAACGCGUGCAGCCCUACAGCUCUACGCCCAACACGCUCACUCGGCAGUUCAAUAGACACAGAGCUGAAGAUGUCCUGCACGUAUGCAACCCUCCUGGCUCUCCUCACUGUGCUCCUUGCACUUUCCUUGUGUUCAGAGGCCGACUCAGCAGCUGUUCCCAGCAGCACACGCAGCGGUAAAGACCCACAAGGCCCACUGAAGUGGAUUUUCAUGAAGGAGGCCGAUGCUUCAAACUUCUUCAGAAGACGCAGCAGACGGGGCGUGAAGUCUCAAGAUGAGAUUAACGUUGAGCAGAGGAUGAUUUUGGCCGUGGAUGAACGGAGAAGAGAGUUUCACGAGGAGAAGAGGAAUGAGUUUGAGAGCAACGCUGAAGAGGAGCACGAUGAACAAAAUGAGAGGACCAGAGAAAGCACCGAGCAGUGGAGGGAGUUUCACUACGACGGGAUGCAUCCUCCCCACGAGUACAACCGUCACUCCAUCUGAGUCUUGGCGGGGGGGGGCAGGGCAGCAAGAGACAGGAUACCAUGAUACACAGGGAUGCAUUUUACCACAUACCCUGACAGCUGAGGCACCAUAGAGGCAUCAGCUACAGAAUGAAAUGUUUUAACCUGUUUUUAAGCCUUGUGUUGUUGACAUUGGCUUUACCUCCUCAUUGUUUGGGAUCCCCAACAAUGCUGUGUGUGUUCAAGUAAUAAUAAUUGAACAUUUUUUUCCAUUUAAAAAAAAACAAAAAAACUUUUGUCUUUUCUUCUAAAUAUCAAAAACCUCAAUAUACAGAGUAGUAUUGAAGUGGUAAUCCUUUGCUACAAAUUGUUGCUUCAACAUUUGAUGAAAGUGACAAAAUAGAGACAUAACCAUAUGGCAUUAUUAUUAUACCAAAUAAGUAAAUACUUUGUUUUAUAUGUGAUAGGCAAUACAUGAACAAAUAGUUAUUCCCUCAGUUUAAGGCUUCAGCUAACAAUUACUUUUUUUUGUAAAAUGUCAGAAAAUAGUUGAAAAAUGCCACAGUCACAAUUUUUUGUAUUAAUUAGAAUUUCAUGCUUGGUCCAACCAACAGCCCUAAAGCAAAGACAGUCAGUUAACUAGCAAUGUUUAGUGGAAUAAGAAAACAAGCAAAUAGUCACAUCUGAGAAGUUGGAACCAGUGAUUUAUUUAUUUUUUUGGCAUUUUUCCUCAAAAAUAAUUUAAAGUCAUUCACGGACAAAGAAAUGUACAACAUGUUCUCCUAAAUCGUGGAGUUACUUACGUUUUGGAUCAUUUAAAGCCCAUAAAUGUCCUCUUUAUAAAUGAGCUGUUAUAAAACUCCACUAUGAGGAAUCCAAAUAGACUUAUUUGGGAUUACAGAGGGGAAGUGCUGCUUGGAACGUACUGUCAACCACAGAUAUAGGCCACCAAAAAAUCCA
Messenger RNA from Xiphias gladius (swordfish), 1506 nucleotides. RefSeq names its product upper zone of growth plate and cartilage matrix associated b (gene ucmab). The transcript has 6 exons. NCBI's taxonomy places the organism in Eukaryota, Metazoa, Chordata, Actinopteri, Istiophoriformes, Xiphiidae. The coding region runs from base 173 to 586 and encodes 137 amino acids. Gene Ontology annotation, cellular component: extracellular matrix. The record is from RefSeq and is a predicted model, not a curated record. Gene Ontology annotation, biological process: embryonic skeletal system development; regulation of osteoblast differentiation.